Messenger RNA from Cuscuta epithymum, 1080 nucleotides. The record is from the annotation of a GenBank genome assembly. NCBI's taxonomy places the organism in Eukaryota, Viridiplantae, Streptophyta, Magnoliopsida, Solanales, Convolvulaceae.
UAAUUUUCGAAAAUCAUUCUUCUACUACAUGUGUGUGGAUAAAUAGUGGGAAAUGAUUUUUUAUUUGUUUUUGCAUCCCAUAUUUCAAAGGGAACUAAAAUGAUUGAUAUUAUUAAAUUUGUUUGCAUAUUUAAUUAUAUUACUCUUUAAGUAUACAAAUACACACACACAUAUAUGCGAUUAAAUUUAUCUCACGUCAAAGUUAAUUCAUUAGACUUGAUCAAAUUUAUUUCUCCCAUAUAUUAAAUUUAUCACACACACAAUGUCAUCCUACUACUAUAUCAUUGCACUCUAUCUACAUGCAUAUAAACGUGAUCUUAUCUAUCAUUUGAAGAUGUUGCAAUUGAAAAUAACUUUCAGUUUGUGACUAAAACUUCAAGAAAAAAGGCUUGGAUGUCAUUUGUGUUGAUGAAAAAUGUUUUUGGGCCGUGCGUGGUGUUCGCUUUCCUAAUGUGCAAUUCUUUCAAAUACACAGAUUUGAUUCAUAUCAUUCUUGUUUAGUGGACUUUAGAGAAGGUGAUCACAGGCAGGCAACAUCUGACAUUGUUGCAGGCAUUGAAACUCAUCGGUAUUCAAAUGCUUCAAAGAAACCUUAUUUGCCCAAUGAUUUAAUUGAAGACAUGCGUAGAAAAUACGGUAUAUCUAUGUCGUACCGUAAAGCAUUGGCAGUGAAACGACAUUCAAUGAAACUUCUGUUUGGGUUUGAUGAAGAGUCAUAUCAGUUACUACCAUCCAUGUGCCAUGUUCUUGAAAUUGCUAAUCUAGAACCUUUGAUAAACCUUGUUCGUCAUGGUGAUUCCGUUUUCAAGUAUUUGUUCCUAUCAUUGUCUGCAUGGUGCCAAGCUAGGGAUCAUUGUAUUUCAGUGCUUAUAGUUGAUGAGACCUUUAUGAAGUCCUAUUUUAAGGGGGCUUUGCCGACUGUCUGUACCAGAGAUGCCAAUCGUCGGCUUGUUUCACUUGCUUUGGGAUAUGUGAUUCUGAAAAUAAGGAUUCCUAGAAUUGUUUUUUUCUCAGUUGAAGUUAGCUCUUUCUUACUGACACAAUUUAUAUAUCGUUUCUGAUAGAAAUUCUGGUAUUAUU